This is a messenger RNA of Neomonachus schauinslandi (Hawaiian monk seal), 207 nucleotides long. Its product is annotated as thioredoxin-like. Lineage: Eukaryota; Metazoa; Chordata; Mammalia; Carnivora; Phocidae. The record is from RefSeq and is a predicted model, not a curated record. Bases 1 to 207 code for a protein of 68 amino acids. The transcript is spliced from 3 exons.
AUGAACAGUGCAAGAGAUAAACUAGUUGUAGUUGACUUCUCAGCCAUAUGGUGUGGGCCUUGCAAAAUGAUCAAGCUUUCCCUCUUUGAGAAGUAUUCCAACGAUGUUGCUUCAGAAUGUGAAGUCAAAUGCACCCCAUCCUUCCAGUUUUUUAAAAAGGGACAAAAGGUGGGUGAAUUUUCUGGUGCUAAUAAGGGAAAACUUUAA